Molecule: messenger RNA, 2396 nt
Organism: Macroventuria anomochaeta
Lineage: Eukaryota; Fungi; Ascomycota; Dothideomycetes; Pleosporales; Didymellaceae
Exons: 5
Coding region: 69-2396 (775 amino acids)
Biological process (GO): DNA-templated transcription; regulation of DNA-templated transcription
Cellular component (GO): nucleus
Molecular function (GO): DNA-binding transcription factor activity, RNA polymerase II-specific; zinc ion binding; DNA binding
Source: RefSeq, a predicted model, not a curated record
CCCUUCCAAUGUUUUGCCUGCGAACGAGCAGUUUCUACAAAGCGACGAGCCGAACGCUAUCAUAGCCGAUGGCGGACAUUCCUGCAUUACCAGAUACGGGUGCUAAGAAGCAGCGCAGACGUCCUGUGAAUGCUUGUGCGACCUGUCGAGCGAGAAAGGUCAAGUGCGACGAGCGACCGGAUGGGUGCCUGAACUGCGAAAGACUGCAGUUGAACUGCGUGCAGAAUGGUACGCUCACUACCGGAGUAAAGAGAUCAAGCGCAGUACUUGAGCCACUCGGCAUCAAGCGUAAACGUACCUUCCGCUCUUGUGUUUCCUGCCGAGAUUCAAAAGUCAAAUGCUCGGGCGAGAGGCCGACAUGUACACGUUGCGCGCAACGAAUGACUACAUGCGUCUACGAUGCGGAGACCAAUGAACCUGCUUGGGUUCAGAGCAUUGCAUCAACCACUUCAAGUGCUGUACCAAGUCCAAGUACGAGUAUGUCGACGCAGACCCAACAAGUACCUAGAAAUGCUUUCUCGUCGGCACCAACAGAUCUGGCCUCAGUCAACUGUCCGCCUGGGUUAACCUGGCUGUUUGCGCAAGAAUUACCGCCUAGAGCGCGGUUGCAUACCCUCCUAGAAGCGUACUUCAACAAUGUCCAGCCUAUCCGGGUUUUCGCAUUUGAGCACAAGCCAACCUUCAUGCGAAUGCUCGAUGAGGGUCAGCUUACUGAUACGUCAGACCAAGCGUUGCUGCACAUCAUGUGUGCUCUCGGCGCGAGGUUCUAUGCCUUAGAGUACAGCGAGUCUUUUGCGCCAUUGUCAAAAGAGCUAAUACAGAAUGCCGGUACGCAAUGGGCCAAGAUCGCCGAAGAGAUGUUUUUUGCAGACUACAGUACUAUCUCGACAACAAAGUUGAAGGUCCUGAUUCUUCUUCACGACCAAGAAGCUAGGACUGGAAACUACGCCGGCUCAUUUCUGCUUACUGGCUUGGUAAUACGUAUGGCACAUGCGCUGCAGCUGAACAAUGAAGCUUCUACGGACGUCAUGUGCAAAAAGGAGGGCCCAAAUGAAGCCUCAGUAAAGGAGUGUCAGAGGAGACUGAUGUGGGCCUGCUAUAUGCUCGAUGUAUGGGCAGGUAGUGGCGUCGAUCACCUGACCAUUCUAAACGAGAAAGACAUCAAGAUACAGCUCCCAUGCAACGAGCGGCAAUUCUUGCUUCAGAUACCAGUAGUGACCGAGAGACUGGAGGAGGGACAAACAUUGGACUUCAUACCCAAGUCCGACAUGCCUGAGAAGCCACGGGAUAAUCUUGGUAUGGCAGCAUACUACGUUCGCAUCGUCAGCAUAUGGCGGCGGGUCUUGAGAUUCUCAAAACAUAUGAACGAAGAGAAACCGCCAUGGGAGCCAGGCUCCGAGUUUUCGCAGCUAAUUGAGGAAGUCCAAUCAUGGAAAGCCAGUUUGCCAUCUUGGCUAGAUUUCUCUGCCGAUAACAUCUACAUUCGCCGAGAGUCUCACCAGCUAGGCGCACUGUUCCUCAAUCACUGCAUGUAUCAUCAUGUGUUGUGCGACAUACAUCGGAUUGCACUGCCUGAACUUUACCGCAAUCAACAGCCGUACGAGUUCCCACCCAAACAGCACGCCUUCAUGUCAAGGCUACAGAUGGUAUGUUUCGAGCACGCUCAGUUUAUGUCCGUCCUGGUAGCUACCGUUCUACAACACGGCAUCAAGCAUUUUGCAGAUCCUAUCCUACCGUCCUUUGUUUACAACAGCAACCGCAUUAUGCUAUACCACAUUGCUCGCAUUCUGGAUCUCUCUAAGCCUGAUUCGAGGACGGUGAUCGCCCGAACAGUGGAACUGGUACAACAGAACAACAGAGCGCUGCGAGAAAUGUCUUUGAUGUACCCGCUAGCAGAGCCUUUGUACAUCACAACGGAGCGGUGGCUUGAAACCGUUCGCUCUGGUCUUGCACGAGGCCAAGCGAGCACAUAUAUCGCGCCGCAAGAUCCAUCAGAGGUGCGCACCGAGGUGCAACAGGCUAUUGAAGCUUCUAGCCCUAAUUUGAACGACAUCCAGUCGGCCCAGCGAAACGCCCAAGUGGCUUUGCUGCCACCAGUCCCCAACGGCAUUGGGCAAUCGUCGUCGACAGCGAAUGACUACACCUAUCCAACGCCAUCAAAUGACCCUAUGGUUUCGAGCCUCGCAACACUCGCUGACGUUGCAACCCAACCUGGACAGCUUGGUCCAGUGUUGACCAAUGAUAUGUCAACGAGCGAUUUCGAGCAACCUGUCUUCAACCUGGACGAUCUACAAAAUUUCUUUGAGUGGGAAACAAACAACGGAGAGUAUGCACAACUUACCGGCUUUGAAGGGUUCGGUCCGCUAGGUUGGGCCAAUAACUUUUCCAGCAUGUGA